AUGGCUGUAUACGGUUAUGGCAAAACCACCGACAAUCACUGCGCUGCUGAAAACUUAAACCGGGUGGCUUUUGGCCUGCGUGAUGAGCUCCUGACUGUCAUCUCCACUGGGGACGACACGAUAGGAAUUGCCAAUACAGUCACCCUCUUCAACAUCUACAAUAACCGUGAGAUUCAUGAUCGUCUUUUGGAAGAGCUCAGAACUGUUAUGCCAACGCCUGAUGCUCAUGUGCCGUACACCCAGCUUGAAAAGCUGCCGUAUCUGAACGAGACUCUUUUCGAGGAGCCGCGCAAGUUCGAUCCUGAACGUUGGCUCCAGGGACCAGAGGUGACGGCGGAGAGGGCGAAGUUUCUGGUACCUUUCUCGCGCGGGAGUCGGUCGUGUCUGGGAAUCAACCUGGCUUAUAUGGAGAUGUACAUGGCCAUUGCGUAUAUUGUGCGACGAUUCGAGUUGGACUUGGUGGGGACCAGUGCGGAGGAUAUGCAGUGGGAUGAUAUGGUGGUGCCGCAAUUCCACGGGGAGUUCCUGGCGUUGACGAAAAGGCGGGUUGAUUAG
Messenger RNA from Penicillium cinerascens, 555 nucleotides. RefSeq lists its product as uncharacterized. The record is from RefSeq and is a predicted model, not a curated record. Gene Ontology annotation, molecular function: oxidoreductase activity, acting on paired donors, with incorporation or reduction of molecular oxygen; heme binding; monooxygenase activity. Bases 1 to 555 code for a protein of 184 amino acids. The transcript is spliced from 5 exons. NCBI's taxonomy places the organism in Eukaryota, Fungi, Ascomycota, Eurotiomycetes, Eurotiales, Aspergillaceae.